AAUGUAGUGGACGGAACGCUUCUUUCAACAGCAGCAACAGUUCGUCAGACACCUCGGUAGCUUGAUAGACAAAAUAGACGAACCAAUAAAGCUCUUUAGACGGGUUCGCAUAGCCACUGUGUUUUAAACGCACUUCUAUCGUCUAGUUAGUUAUCCGAUUAAAUUUCAUAUUUACGGUGUUGUUGUUAUUAGUCAACUAGCGGGCUGGUUCAGUUAGCAUUAGCCUAGCUAGCUAACAUCUCCGACCAUGAGUUCACUGAGCUACUCUCCUCCUGAUAAAGAAGAGGAGGUCUGCUGGACGGAGAAAGAAGAUCUCGUGAAAGAGGAGGAGGAAGAGGAGGCUGUUACAAUACAAAAACAAGUCGAGGGUGAGGCUGUUACCGUGAAAGAAGAAGAGAAAGACGUUUCAGUGAAAGAAGAGAAAGACGUUUCAGUGAAAGAGGAGGAGGAUGUUACAGUAAAAGAAGAGGAGGAAGAGAAAGAGGAGGCUGCAGGGGAGGAGGGGGAGAUGACUGUCACAUCCAAAAAGGAGGAGGAAACUGGAUAUCUGGGCCCGGUUUCCCAAAUGCAACUUAAGGCAUCCAAUGAUUCUAAUGAUGAAUUUAAGAUGCUUUUGAGAAACGGUUCCCUGAUUAACACUAGAGAGAGACGUGACUAUCGUGGAUCCUCUGGGGAGACUCAACAACCUCAUGAAGCAGAGAAGAGACUCUCCACAUCAGAACAUCUCAAUAAACACCAGCAGACACCCACAGGGGAUAAAUCCAACCACUGCUCUGUCUGUGGGAAGAGUUACUCAAGAUCAGAUUCACUGAAAGCACACCAGAGAAUUCACACUGGAGACAAAUCUUAUACCUGUGAUCAAUGUGGGAAGAGUUUUGCUACAUCAAGCAAGCUGACUAUACACCAGAGAAAACACACAGGAGAGAAAUCUUUUCACUGCUCAGACUGUGGGAAGAGUUACUCAAGAUCAGAUUCACUGAAAGCACACCAGAGAAUUCACACUGGAGAGAAACCUUAUAGCUGUGAUCAUUGUGGGAAGAGUUUUACUACAUUGAGCCAGCUGACUAUACACCAGAGCAAUCACACAGGAGAGAAACCUUACAACUGCUCUGACUGUGGAAAGAGUUUUGUUAUAUCAGGAUAUUUAAAAUCACACCAGAGAAUACACACAGGAGAGAAACCGUAUAGCUGUGAUCAAUGUGACAAGAGUUUUAGUCACUCAAGCAGCCUGAUUGUACACCAGAGAACACACACAGGAGAGAAACCUUAUAGCUGUGAUCAAUGUGGGAAGAGUUUUACUGAAUCUACUCAGCUGACUAAGCACCAGAGAAAACACACAGGGGAGGAAGUAUCACCAUUGUUGUGACCGUCGAAAGAGUUUUGUUUUGUCAGGACUUUUAUAAUCACACCAGACGAGACACACAGGAGAGAAGUCUCAUAGCCGAAAACAAUAUGACAAAAGAUACUCUGAUAAAAUAUCUGAUUAAACAUCAUACAUGAAGGAGUUGAAUGCUUUUAACAUUGUAGUCAGAGUAUUUUAAUGAUGUCACAAUGUAGAAUGCUUUAACAUUGUAGUAGAAGUAUUCUAAUGAUGUCACAAUGUAGAAUGUUUUAACAUUGUAGUAUGAGUAUUCUAAUGAUGUCACAAUGUAGAAUGCUUUAACAUUGUAGUAGAAGUAUUCUAAUGAUGUCACAAUGUAGAAGCCUAAACGUUUGUCCCCUGAUCUAUUGAUUUCAGCAUGAUAUGGAUAUUAGCCUCAUCAGGGGGAAAAUACAGGCUCUGAAAUGAAAGAGUAGUAUUUAUUUGAUUAACAAAAAAGAAAGUUGUGUUGCACUAUUUAAUUUUUUUCAUCGUCUUAUGUUUUGUUGUGUAGUAAAUAUUUCAGUUUUUAUUUUCAUUGUUUUUAUUCAUCCAUGUCUGAAAUGUGCUGUAUAAAUAAAUCUUGAUUUGAUUUG
This is a messenger RNA of Oncorhynchus kisutch (coho salmon), 1956 nucleotides long. RefSeq names its product zinc finger protein 239-like. The transcript is spliced from 2 exons. Bases 248 to 1366 code for a protein of 372 amino acids. Lineage: Eukaryota; Metazoa; Chordata; Actinopteri; Salmoniformes; Salmonidae. The record is from RefSeq and is a predicted model, not a curated record.